CCUCCGGCGCGUCAGCACUUCUUGAACUUUGACCGCUUCUGAGCGGCGGCGCCGGGAGAUAGUACGCAUGCGUCGUUUCUUUGCAUGGCUAGCGUCCUUAUACUAGUAGCGGCGGGAGCUGCGGUGGCCGCGCUGCUGGCACUGCGGCUGUGGGUUGUGCUCCAUUCUCGGGUCCUGGGGCCCCGUCAGUCUUGCAGUCUCUUGGUGGUGGCUGGGUCCGGUGGGCACACCACUGAGAUCCUGAGGCUGCUUGAGAACCUGUCCAAUGCUUACUCUCCUAGACAUUAUAUCAUUGCCGAUACUGAUGAAAUGAGUGCCCAUAAAAUACAUUCUUUUGAACGAAAUCAAGCUGAUAGAGACCCCACUACCACGCUUUCCGAAUACUACAUUCACCGCAUUCCCAGAAGCCGGGAGGUUCAGCAGUCCUGGCUCUCCACGGUGCUCACCACCCUGUACUCCAUGUGGCUGUCCUUUCCCCUGACUCACAAAGUGAAGCCAGAUUUGGUGUUGUGUAAUGGACCAGGAACAUGUGUUCCUAUCUGCAUAUCUGCCCUUCUCCUUGGGAUACUAGGAAUAAAGAAAGUGAUCAUUGUCUAUGUUGAAAGCAUCUGCCGAGUAGAACAUUUAUCCCUGUCCGGAAAGAUUCUGUUUCACCUCUCCGAUUACUUCAUUGUUCAGUGGCCGGCUCUUAAGGAAAAGUAUCCCAAGUCUGUGUACCUCGGGCGAAUUGUUUGACAAAUGACAGCUUACUUCUCUAGAAUUUUGCAGUCAACCAUAUUUAUUAUAACUGGAGUAGAAAAAACUACAUGUUUAUUGUAAAGGCUUCUGCAGGUCCUGAGAAUUAUUGGUGGUGAAGAGUAAAAAAUGUGUAAAUAAUCCAGUAAGGAGACUGAAGGUGCUCUUAUAAUACAAACAUUAAGGGGCGCCUGGGUGGCUCAGUUGGUUCAGCAUUAGA
Messenger RNA from Lontra canadensis (Northern American river otter), 955 nucleotides. It is a transcript of the gene ALG14, whose product is annotated as ALG14 UDP-N-acetylglucosaminyltransferase subunit. Gene Ontology annotation, cellular component: UDP-N-acetylglucosamine transferase complex. The record is from RefSeq and is a predicted model, not a curated record. The transcript has 4 exons. Bases 85 to 735 code for a protein of 216 amino acids. Gene Ontology annotation, biological process: dolichol-linked oligosaccharide biosynthetic process. NCBI's taxonomy places the organism in Eukaryota, Metazoa, Chordata, Mammalia, Carnivora, Mustelidae.